This is a messenger RNA of Rubroshorea leprosula, 3514 nucleotides long. Lineage: Eukaryota; Viridiplantae; Streptophyta; Magnoliopsida; Malvales; Dipterocarpaceae. The record is from the annotation of a GenBank genome assembly.
GGCUUCUAGCUCUUCUCUUCUGCAUCCAAGAAGCACUGUGUGUGUCGGGCAUGUUUCUUUCCAUUCGAAAAUAGGAGGAUUGAAUGUUGAAAUUGUUUCUUGGAUAUUCUUAAACACUAAGCAGCAGAAGAUAUCUGUAAUCUCAAGCUUCAUCCAGAUGCACAGACCUGUUUACAGAGCAAGGUUGCGAUCAGUUGCAGAUGCUUUAUUUAAAUUCAAAUCCAGUGAUAAUGGACGAAGACAUGUGAAGGAGAAACUGGAAUCAUGUAGACCUGUUACAACUAUUAGUGGUCCUUCAUAUUCAGGGUAUGGACAAGAGUCCACUGCUAAAUCCUUGCAGGCUCAAAUUGUCAAAGCACUUCACCAGGGCCAGAGAAGGGAAGCUUCUAAUCUGCUUUUAGCUUUUGGCAAUGGAAGUCAGUCUCUAAGAGUUGAGGAUUUUGUUUAUAUUCUUAAGUACUGUGCUAAUAAGCCUGAUCCUUUGUUUGUCAUGGAGACAUGGAGAUUAAUGGAGGAAAAGGAUAUUGGCUUGAAUGACAUGUGCUGCCUACUUCUGAUGCAUGCACUUUGUAGGGCAGGUUAUUUGGAGGAGGCGUAUGACUUCAUUAAGUUUCUUGGGGAAAACCAUGGCCUCUCUCAUGCUCUGCGCAUUUAUAACUGCUUCUUGGCAGCCUGUGUAAAAAUGCAAAGUAUAAGUCAUGCUGCUCGCUGUUUGGAUUUGAUGGACCAACAAAUGGUGGGGAAGAAUGAAAUUACAUAUAUAGUGCUUCUCAAGGUGUGUAAAGUGUGUUGAUUUUGGAUUCAGAAUAUUAGAGUCAGCUUGUUAGGACUGAGUAAUUGAGCAACUAGCUUUUCUUAAGGUUUGGUUUUCUCAUCAAUUUAUGGUUUAGGAGUCUAAGGAUUCAUCUUGGCUAUUGAAUGAUAAUUCUGAAUUAUGAUUAAUCUUACUUUUUUCCCCCCUUCUCCUUCUCCAUUUCCUCCCAAUUACUUUUAGCUUGCAGUUUGGCAGCAAAAUCUCUCUGCAGUGCGUGAAAUUUGGCAGGACUAUAUAAAACACUAUAAUGCGAACAUAUUUUCUCUCAGGAAGUUCAUUUGUUCCUUUUUAAGGUUAAAAGAUUUGGAAUCUGCAUAUGAAACUUUGCAACAUAUGGUGACUUUAGCCCUCAGUGGGAAGUUUUUCUUCAACAAGACUGCCAAAGGAAGCUUAUAUUCUAAAGGACUGGACAUUCCUAUACCAUCAGAAGUUGAAUUACAGUCACAGAAAGUGAACUUUGAAGAGACUGAGCAUUCUCUUUCUAGGAAAUUGGAUACUGAUGCCUGUAUCACAGAACAAGGUACUGUUUCUGAUGUGGUAAGCAGAGAUGCUUCAAAUGCUACUGGUAUACUAAGCUUGCUGAAUAACUAUGAGAGCAUGCCUGUGAAGCUCCUGAGGUGGUCCUUUGGUGAUGUAAUACAUGCUUGUGCAAACGCUAAAAAGUGUGGACUAGCAGAGCAAUUAUUGCUGCAGAUGCAAAGUCUUGGAUUGCAACCAACACAAUAUGCAUAUAAUGGCUUUGUAAGAGCAGUUACUACAGCAAGAGGUUUCAAUGCGGGCAUGGAAAUGUUAGAAGAGAUGCAAGAGAGGAAGAUGAAGCCACAUAAUUCAACUCUUGCAGCCCUUUCUGUGCAAUGCAGUAAAGCCUUAGAACUUGAUUUAGCUGAAGCCCUGCUUGAUCAAAUUUCUAAAUGUCCAUAUGCAUACCCUUAUAAUGCUUUUCUUGAAGCAUGCGAUACCUUGGAUCAGCCUGAACGUGCUGUUAGGACAUUUGCAAAAAUGCAGGAACUGAAAGUUAAGCCAGAUACUAGGACAUACGCACUCCUGUUUUCACUGUUCGGUAGUGUCAAUGCUCCAUAUGAAAAGGGCAAUAUGUUGUCACAGGUAGACUCAGCUAAGAGGAUAAAAGCUAUAGAAAUGGAUAUGGCAAAAAAUGGUGUCCAGCAUAGCCCUUUAUCAAUGAAGAACUUGCUUAAAGCCCUUGGAGCGGAGGGCAUGAUAAGAGAGUUGCUUCAAUAUUUACAUCUCGCGGAGGACCUUUUCUAUCAUACUGAUACUAACUUUGGCAUACCUGCAUAUAACACAGUUUUGCAAUCACUGGUUGAGGCCGGAGAAAAUCACAUGGCGAUAAAAAUAUUUAAAAGUAUGAAAUCAUGUGGUGUCCAGCCAGAUGCAUCAACUUACAAUAUAAUGAUUGAUUGCUGUAGCUAUAUUAAUUGCUUCAAGUCUGCUUGUGCACUAGUCUCAAUGAUGGUGCGUGAUGGAUUUUAUCCACAAACAACAACAUAUACUGCUCUAAUGAAGGUCCUGUUAGAUUUUGAGAAUUUUGAUGAAGCAUUGCAUCUUUUGGAUCAAGCAAUCUUAGAAGGGAAUCAACUUGAUGUACUGUUGUUUAAUACCUUUCUUAAAAAGGCUUGCGACAAGGGAAGGAUUGAUAUAAUCGAGCUUAUUAUAGAGCUUAUGCAUCAAGAGAAAGUCCAGCCAGAUCCAUCAACCUGCUGCUAUGUGUUUUCUGCAUAUGUUGACCGUGAGUUUCACAGCACAGCUGUGGAAGCUUUGCAGGUUUUAAGCAUGCGAAUGAUUUCUGAAGAAGAUAGCACUCGUCAAGAAAUUAAAAUGUUAUUUGAGGAUGAUUUCAUCCUCUCUGAAGACUCAGAAGCUGAGUUGCUGAUACUCCAAUUUUUCAAAGAUUCUGAAGAAAAUCUUGCUGCUGCCCUUUUGAAUUUAAGAUGGUGUGCAAUGCUAGGGUUUCCAAUUUCUUGGUCACCGAAUGAAAGUCCAUGGGCUAGAAGACUCACAAAUAACCAUGAAGCAAGAAGUAAGUCUUGUAGGGUAUCAAAGCAUGAUACCUUUUUUGGCCAGCGUUAAGGAAAUUCACCCCAAGAGCUUUGGGGCUUGUUUGGUCCAGCUACUAAAACUGAAGCUGAUAGCUGGAGCCAGUGGCGAUAAUUGACUCUACUUGCUGAUCAAGAAUGAUGCUAAUGUCCCACAAUUGCUCCCUCAAUAACAGCAAAAGCUGUGAGAUUGGAACGGACUACCCCUGUUUCGUUUGUAAAAUAUUUGACUCUGCUCUGACUGCUCCUGAUGAAAUCAUGCUGUAAUUUUUUCUUCAGCCAGCUUGCCCAAAGCUCAAGUCUGCAUCUGACUCAAAGCUAUCAUGGGAAUGUUUGCCGCGAAGUACCUCCUUUUUCAACCCGUCAUUUUGGGUUAGCAUGGGACUAAGUGGAAGACAAAAGCCAAUUCUUCAGUGUCUCUGGGAGCACUAGUUAGUUGACACUCAGUAAAUUAAAGUACUUAAUCGAUAGGGGGAACUGAAUUGGGCUCCCAAUAGAAAGGUUGGAUUUCAACGGUUUGGUGGUUCAGUCAAACUGGCAGGAGAUAUGAAAACCAAAAAGGCUCAAUUGACAUUUCCUUUGAUUGUAACAAUUUUAAUUAACAAAAACAUUUUGCCAAUUCAAAAAAUAAAAAAUAUUAAUUAAU